AUGCUAUUGCCUGUACUCCUCUGGUUUCAACUUUACAUUGGAACAGCUAUUGCUGCUUCGAUCAAGGGCCGGUUAGAUGUCGGGAUUGCUGAUAUAUCAAACUAUAAGGUAACGAGAACAUAUUUUAAGAUACAGCAAUUUGGGGAGUUCGAUUCUGAAAUUCCUUACCAUGCGGUAAGCCACGUGAAAAACAUUGAUGGCGAUUUUGAAUUCACAAAUUUGCCCUUGAACAGUGGCGUUAAUGCAACUACAAGAUAUGUUAUCUCCCCUGUUUCGAAAGAUUUCAACUUAAAACCCAACAGGGUUCUUCUCGAAUUCACCAACAUGGAGAAUGGGACCGUAUCAACAAAGGCAUAUCAGAAUUAUUUCGGUCGUGAAUAUUAUCCCAGCCCAAAUACAACACAUCCGGAGCCACUGGAACCCUGCGAAGUCGACCCGUAUAUUAGAUUCACGUACAUCAAAAAGGCUCCCGUGAGACAAUAUUUGCAACUAAGGAACGACGGGAUUUUCCAAACAGGAUUUAUUGCUAACAUUAUACACUCUCCCUGGAAACUUGCAUUGGUGUUUAUUGUUUUAGGUAUAAUGCUUUUCCCCAUGUACGUUGAAAACUUCGACCCAGAGACCGUUAAAGCAAUGAAGGAGGAAGCUCAAAGAAAAACGAAGGAAAAAUACCAAAUCAAGGAACAAGGUAAAGUAGAACAUUAG
This is a messenger RNA of Huiozyma naganishii CBS 8797, 705 nucleotides long. It is a transcript of the gene SOP4, whose product is annotated as Sop4p. The record is from RefSeq and is a predicted model, not a curated record. The transcript has a single exon. Lineage: Eukaryota; Fungi; Ascomycota; Saccharomycetes; Saccharomycetales; Saccharomycetaceae. The coding region runs from base 1 to 705 and encodes 234 amino acids.